Messenger RNA from Lactuca virosa, 2037 nucleotides. NCBI's taxonomy places the organism in Eukaryota, Viridiplantae, Streptophyta, Magnoliopsida, Asterales, Asteraceae. The record is from the annotation of a GenBank genome assembly.
AUGACAUCUUCAAAAGCAAGAAAAUCUUCAAUUGAGAUAAACUUCAAUGGCAUGUUUGUGACGAGUCCAUUUGCUUAUGAAGGAGGUGAAAUCAAAGCACUUGAUAAUCUUGAUUUCACAACCAUGGAAUACUCUGAGUUUUCUGAUUUCUUGAAGAAGGAAACAGAUGCAGACUGCUCAGGUAUAUAUUAUGUUAUUCCUGGCAAGGAAUUGCAUAAUGGAUUAAGGCUUAUAAAAAGUGAUGUGGAUUUCAAAAUUUUUGUUGAUUAUGGACAUAGAAGUAAGCGUAGAAUUGCAUUAUACCUUGAACAUUUCGAUGAAGAUUUGACAGAGUACCUUGAAGGGGUUGAAGAUGUAGUAAACCACAAGAUGGAUGAGAGUGAAAAUGAAACAGACAGCAUGAGUGAUGAUGAUGAUGAUGAUGAUGAUGUUGAUGAUGACGACGACGAUGAUGACGAUGAGAGUGAAGACACUGCUUCCAUAGAUCAUUUGUCAGCAGAUGAAGUAGAACUCAGUGAACUUAGAAAGAAGAAAAGAGCACGCAUCAUUGAACCAAUCAUGUUUGGUUCAGGGCGAAAUAGUCUUUUUGAUGCUGAUGUUGAUGAACUGUCGAAAGAAGAUACUAUGGUAAUCGAACAUGAAAGCUUUUUGAAUGAACUUUCAAUGUCUUUACAAAAACAGACACAUAAUAACAUGAAGAAUGAUGGAGUAAAGUAUCCUAGACAUAAUCCUAGUGUCACUCUAAUAUCUAACGAACACAUGGGAGUAAUUGAAGCAGUGAAUGAUGUGUUGCCACAAGCAGAACACAGACAAUCUGAAAACUGGGAUGAUGAUAUUUGUCCCACCAUUCGAAAGAAACUUGAACACACAAAAGAGUUAGAAAGGUUUUGGCGUGUGAUACCAUGUGGUGGAUCUUUGUUUGAGGGGGUUACCCCUUUAGCACAAAAGCCAGCUGUAAACAUGCCUAGAAAAAGGGGGAAGUUGAGAAAAAGGAAAAGGGAUGCAAUGGAAGUGUAUGUGUCUAGUGGAAGUGGGGCCAUGGUGGCACAUGUGUCUGGUGGUGGUGUGGUGGUGCAUAGCUCUGGUGGAGGGACAGUGGAUAGGGAAGGAAGAAGGAUGACUUGUAAGAAGUGUUUACAGGUGGGGCAUAAUGUGAGAUCAUGUAAGAAUGAAAAGAGGGAUUCACCAAGAAAGGAGGCUAGACAGGCUGGAAGGAAGAAGGUGAUUAUUGUUAGUGAGGGGGGAGGAGGACGUACAGGUGGCAGAGGUGGAAGAAGGGGGAGAGGAGGUGGGAGAAAGGGUUUGUUUGGAUCAGAUCAUAUGACGGAAGAUGAUGUGAUAGGGUGUGGUGAUGACAUUCCUCUUGCUGUUUGGCCACCGCUUGGAGUACCACUUCUUUUGGACAAACAACAUGUGGAGGUUGCAAAACAAGAAGAAACCGGAAUGGAAUUGACAUCACAAAAUCAAGAGGAAAGUGGAAUGGAAUUGACAUCACAAAAUAAAGAAGAUGGAGUAGAAGUCAAAGACAAAGAGGCUAGCCCAAAUAAAGAUGAAGGGCUUAUCUCACAUGGUGUUGAAGACCCUAUCCCCAUUAAGGUUGAAGGUUCUCCUCCUCCUAUACCACAUGAAGAAGAUAAAGGGCCUAUUCCAAUUCAAGUUGAAGACCCUAUCCCACAUAAACAUCAAGAUACUCCCUCAAAUAAAGAUCAAGAGCCUACCCCAAUUAAAGAACAAGACCCCUCUAUCAUAAGUGAAGAUCAAGGGCCUAUUCCAAUUGAGGUUGAGGGCCCUGAAGAUCAAGAACCUAUCCCAACUAAAGAUCAAGAGGCUCCUAUCAUACAUGAAGAUGAAGGGCCUAUUCCAAUUGAGGUUGAAGUUGAAGUUGCGGACCCCAUAUCACAUGAAGAUCACGAAGAAUCUAUCCCAACUAAAGAUCAAAAGCCUAUUUCAAAUGGAGAACAUGAACAUCAAGAGUUUAUACCAAAUGAAGCUAAAGAGUCUAUCCCAAGUAGAAUGAAGAUAAAAAACCUAUCCUAG